UCAUAAUUGUCAAAUAUUGCGUAAUAAGAAUCACGAAUUUUAAAAUAACCCACUCAGCUUGUAAACAAAUUAACACAACUUUAAAGUAAGUUUCCAUAAUAUACACUCUAUUAUACUGUUAGUCAUAGAGGAAAAUUGUUUGAAUGUUGAAGCUCUUGUCUAGCAGAAUUUUUCAAAUCAAGAAUCCUGUGACCUGUCUUCCAAAAAAUAGUUGUUUUAAACAUUUUGCAAAAAUGGCUUCACCAAUUUCUCUAACUCUUCCAAGUGGACAAAAAAUGCCGGCAUUGGGCUUAGGAACGUGGGAAGCGAAAUCUGAUGAGGAAGUUGCAACUGCACUGAAUACAGCCUUAGAACAGGGCUAUCGUCACAUCGACACCGCUUUUGUGUAUGAAAAUGAACGCGCCAUCGGUGGUGUUUUACAGAAAUGGUUUUCUACUGGAAAACUGAACCGUGAGGAUUUGUUUAUUACCACCAAGCUUCCAAUGGUUGGAGUACAUCCGGAUCGAGUUGACAUGUUUAUUAAAAAGUCAUUGAAUAAUUUGCAACUGGAUUAUGUGGAUUUGUAUUUGAUUCAUUUCCCAGUUGGUUGCAAGUAUGAGGAAGGUUCAGUGAGACCAAUUAUUAACGAAAACGGGGAAAUUGAAACUGAAAAGAAAACUGAUCAUGUGGCUCUCUGGGCGAAAAUGGAAGAACAAGUGGACGCAGGCCGAGCCAAAAAUAUAGGCUUAUCAAAUUACAAUAUAUCUCAAAUUUCAACAGUUUUGCAGACUGCGCGCAUAAAACCUGCUAAUUUACAAGUGGAACUGCAUGUCUACUUACAACAACCGGAGCUUGUAGAUUUUUGCCAAAAAAAUGGAAUUACCGUUGUUGCCUACUCGCCUUUGGCUAAUCCAGGCUUCAAUAAAUUCUUAGAAAAGAUUGGGCAACAGCCCAAAGAGCUUCCCAACAUUUUAGGCGACGCAGUAAUUGCAAAACUUGCCGAAAAAUACUCAAAAACACCCGCGCAAAUUGCGUUGAGAUUCCUUAUUCAAAGAGGAGUUGCUGCCAUUCCAAAAAGCGUUACUCCGAAGAGGAUUCAGGAAAAUAUAAGUAUUUUUGACUUUGCUUUGGAUGACGAUGAAAUGAAUACUCUGAAGGGGUUAGAAGUUGGGGAGGUAGCGCGUGUGUGCGAUUUUAAAGUCUUCCCAGGACUUGAUAUACACCCGGACUUCCCAUUUGUUGCCGCCAAGUAAAUUAUACUAAAAUCUAUUGAAUAUUCCUACCUAUUAUUAUAACAGAGCUUCCUAUUUUUGUUAAAAUUGCUUCUCUAAAUUAAAUAUUGCAAAUAAA
Molecule: messenger RNA, 1329 nt
Organism: Zophobas morio
Lineage: Eukaryota; Metazoa; Arthropoda; Insecta; Coleoptera; Tenebrionidae
Product: aldo-keto reductase family 1 member A1-like
Exons: 6
Coding region: 144-1232 (362 amino acids)
Cellular component (GO): cytosol
Molecular function (GO): aldose reductase (NADPH) activity
Source: RefSeq, a predicted model, not a curated record